Messenger RNA from Drosophila innubila, 1536 nucleotides. Its product is annotated as suppressor of Mek1. The transcript is spliced from 2 exons. Lineage: Eukaryota; Metazoa; Arthropoda; Insecta; Diptera; Drosophilidae. Bases 78 to 1235 code for a protein of 385 amino acids. The record is from RefSeq and is a predicted model, not a curated record.
GCAAUCAUACAGUGUUUUUGUUUUCGUACAGUUUUUAGUUUGGGAGCAGACUUGAAGAGUGUCAGGCGAACGAAACGAUGACGACGCCCAAUUUGUAUGACGAAAAGGAGGUAAUGGAGGAAUUCAUUAGCUGCUAUCGUCACUUUAGCGCCCUCUGGGAUAAUGGAUCCAUGGACUAUCUGUCGAAAAAGAAAAAAGAGCCCGGAUAUCAGGAGUUAUUAAAGAUAUUGAGACGGGUAAAUCGUGGGGCAAGCGUACAGGAUGUAAAACGUAAGAUCAACUCGUUACGUUGUUGCUAUCGACGGGAGAUCAAAAAGAUACGGAUGUCGUAUAAUACGUAUGAGCCGCGUCUUUGGUGGUUUCAUAUGAUGGACUUUCUUAAGCCGGUGCUCAAUUUAAACGAGGUGGCAACUUCUUCACCCGUCAAACGUGAGAGUCAAAGUCUGUAUGACAGUCUCGACGAGGCGAGCAUGCAAGAUGAGGAUAUAUUUGCUGAGCCCUUUCAACCCGAGGAGGAUAUGCUUGUCCUCGAGGGGGUGGGCGAGGGGGAAGGGGAUGCCGAUGUCGAUGCGGAUGUCGAGGUGGAGGAGGAGGAGGAGGGCGGCAUGGAUGCCGAAACUGAGCUAAAAGGUGUAUUAAAAAUGGAAAACAAAUAUCAGACACAUUCCAAUAGCAACAACAACAACAAUAAUAAUAACAGCAACAACAACAACAACAAGCAUGCAUAUUCACGUUUGCAUUCACAUUCACAUUCGCAUCCUUACGGCACAAAUCAAACAUCGCAAUCGCAAUUGCAGUCGCGUCGCAGCGGCAGCGGCGUCGGCGUCGCUCCCGUUUCAGCAACACAAUCGUUGCGUCGACGUCGACGCAGCAGCUAUGCGGAUGACUAUGAGGAGGAGAGCAGCGCAGUUGCAGCGACGCCAACAGCGACAGCGAAGAAACGUCGCCAGAUGAUAGACCAGAUGGUUAGUCGCAGCGUCGAGCAUGCGGACAGCGAAUGCGAUUUGAUUGGCAAACGGAUGGCCGCCCAUUUCCGUAACAUGCGUCCCGAUCAACGACUCUACGCCGAGCGCAUCAUCAGCGAGGUUCUUGUCUACGGACGCAUGAAUCGUCUAUCGCUCGAUGCCCGUUUCCUUCCCAACGGCGGUGCCACCUCCUCAACCACCCCCACCCCCCACACCACUAGCAACUCCAAUACCGAUGAGGUACUAUAUGGCAGGGAUGAUGUCAAAUAAUAAGACCCUAGUGCUCCUUAAGUUAAAUGACCAAGAGAACAGCAUAAAAGAAGAAGAAGCAGAGAGUAAAAGAGAGAUCGCGGGUGCUGAGAAACAGCUGGCGGCAAAAAUGUCGCUAACGUUUUCGCGACAUUUGCAAUUUAUGCUACAUCUUAUACCCUCUAGCCACUACGGCCUGUUCCGGUUUCACUUUUGGAAAGAUUUUCCGGAACCACUUACAAAUCUUUGUUUUUAAUCAUUUUUAAUAUCAUGAACCAAAUCUUUUUUCAUUUUAGUACAAAAUUUUUGAAUUGAAUUUUCU